Molecule: messenger RNA, 748 nt
Organism: Zymoseptoria tritici IPO323
Lineage: Eukaryota; Fungi; Ascomycota; Dothideomycetes; Mycosphaerellales; Mycosphaerellaceae
Exons: 4
Coding region: 8-748 (246 amino acids)
Source: RefSeq, a predicted model, not a curated record
UCAAAACAUGGCAAAGAAGACGAUCACUCUUGUCACGGGCGGCAACGGAGGCAUCGGGUUCGAGGUUGUAUCACAGCUCAUGGCAGCGUCCAACAACCACGUCCUUCUUGGCGCCCGCUCGAUCGAGAAAGGUAGUGCUGCUGUGAAGGAUCUCGAGUCCAGGAAGCUUGCUGGCACCGUCGAGCUCUUGAAGUUGGAUGUUUCAGACGAACAGUCCAUUGAGAAUGCGGCCAAGCAGGUUGAGGAGAAGCACGGCAGAAUCGAUGGUCUCGUCAACAAUGCUGCGAUCUCCCAAGUUGAAGGUCUACCACUUUCCAAACAAAUGGCCAUCUGCUACCAGACAAACGUCAUCGGCGUCCAGUUGAUGGGCGAAAAUUUCGCUCCAUUGCUCAAGAAGUCCAGCGGGACACCUCGCAUCGUGAACGUCAGCUCAGGUGUGGGUUCCAUCACGCAAAAGAUGGAUCCCAAGUCAAGAAGCUACGACCUGCAGUAUCCCCAGUAUCGCGCGAGCAAAGCCGCGUUGAACAUGAUCACAGCUUGUCAAUGCCGGGAGUACCGCGACGACGGCUUCAAAAUCUUUGCGUAUUGCCCGGGCUUCACAGUCUCCAACUUGAGCUCGAUGAAUGUCAGCGCAAACGGAGCGAAGCCGACGAGUGAGGGCGCUGCUCCUAUCGUGGCUCUGCUGCGUGGAGACAGGGAUGGAGACCACGGAAAGUUUGUGCAUGCGACAGGCGAGUACGCUUGGUAA